CAGCCCCUGCAUAGAACAUUGCCUCCCUGACUCACUGUUCUGUCCCUUGCCUCACUAGAAUGUCUUGAGGAGGGUGGCCAGUCUACCUUUAGUCAACUCUGCCUGUGAUCUGGCUGCCACUGCCUAUGCUUCCACCAAGGAGAGCCACCCUUAUGUGAAGUCCAUCUGUGACAUGGCAGAGAAGGGAGUGACCUCCAUAACCAGUGCUGCAGUUAGCAGUGUACAGCCAGUUGUAACUAAACUUGAACUGGAGUUGACAACAGCGGAGGAGGGUGUUUCUGAAGUACCUGACAAAGUGGAGGAGAAUCUACUAGUCCUUCAACAGACUGCUGAUGAGCCUACAUCUGAGACACAGGAGCUGGCCUCUCCCAGACUGACAGAUGUCAAGGAGACCAUGAUCAGAGUGGUAGAUAUGACCAAAGAGGCUGUGCAGGACAGUAUGAAGACCACCAAAUCAGUGGUAACUGACAGCAUGAGCACAGUUGUGGAAUCAAGAAUGGGCCAACUGGCCAUAAGUGGAAUGGAAGCAGUGCUGGAGAAAUCUGAAGAGCUCUUGGAUCACUAUCUGCCCAUGACAGAGGAUGAACUAGCUGAACUUGCUGAAGCUGUGGAAGGGGCUGAAGUGUCUUCAUCACAACCACAAGAGCAUCGGAGUUACUUCGUGCGUUUAGGUUCCCUGUCAACCAAACUUCGCCAACGUGCCUACCGCUACUCCCUGAACAAGAUGAGACAUACCAGUCAAAGCAUCAGAGAGGCUCUUUGCCAGCUUCAUGAAACCAUGGGACUGAUUGAAUACCUUAAGCAAGGUGUGUCUCUUCAAGAAGUCCAGGAGAAGUUCCAUCACAUAUGGCUGAGCUGGAAUAGAGAGCAGCCAAAAAGCAGUGACCUCAAGGAUUUGGCAAAACCAGAGAUGGAGUCUGAGACUUUGGCCAUAUCCCGCAGCAUUAUCCAGCAGCUGCAGGAUGCCUGCUGGAUGCUAGUAUCCAGCAUUCAAGGUCUCCCCACCAGCUUUCAGGAUAAGGUGAAGCAGAUGUAUCGCAACAUGGAAGAGCUUCAUGCAUCCUUCUCCACUGCCCACUCCUUCCAGGAUCUCUCCAGCAGCCUCGUAACCCAGAGCCAGGAGAUGGUGACCAAGGCCCAGGAAUAUGUAGAUGAGCUGAUGACAUACAUGAUGGAGAAUACUCCUCUGUCUUGGGUGGUGGGACCAUUCAUCCCAUCUGGUCUCCAAGAUUUUGGAGUAACUUUUUGUGGUGAGACUAACUUUGGGGUUUCAUCUGACUGGAACACCUCUUCAAAAGCCAAAUAAGAAAUCAAAGUAGUGAUACUGUGGAGAUACUGGCAAGAAGAAUAACAAAGCUGUUGAAGCCUUCUUUGGAAACAUGAUAAGGAAGCAAAAAGGCACACCCAAUUUUUAAUAAAUGCCUCUGGCAAGUCACAUCAAACUAGCAAGAUAAGUACUCUUACCUUGGCUACUAGACCUCAUAGUUAAAUAGAUCCCUGCAGUGGAUACCCAGGCUCUUGAAGUAGCUUGAUUUAAUUUGAGUCUUCAGCCCACAGAGACUUCUAUUGUCAAUAU
Messenger RNA from Chelonoidis abingdonii (Abingdon island giant tortoise), 1576 nucleotides. NCBI's taxonomy places the organism in Eukaryota, Metazoa, Chordata, Testudines, Testudinidae. The record is from RefSeq and is a predicted model, not a curated record.